Molecule: messenger RNA, 1325 nt
Organism: Carassius carassius (crucian carp)
Lineage: Eukaryota; Metazoa; Chordata; Actinopteri; Cypriniformes; Cyprinidae
Product: complement C1q and tumor necrosis factor-related protein 9
Exons: 5
Coding region: 1-1317 (438 amino acids)
Molecular function (GO): protein binding
Source: RefSeq, a predicted model, not a curated record
AUGUUGUUUCCGGACAUCGUGAAGGUGUUGGUGUGUUUGUUUUUUGGCCAGUGUGCUUUAAUUCCCGGCUACCAUGCAGCAGCUCUUGGGUUACUGUCCAAUGACACGCAGGGACAAACGGGAUUUUCGGAGCCUGAUUUAUCCUAUUGUCAGAUGAUUCUGGAAGCUCCAGUUCCACCCACAGCGGACCAGGUUCCCUGGUUCUGCAUCUGCUCCGCUUGCUCCGGAAACCAAGGCCAGAAAGGAGACAGAGGCGACCGUGGACUGCCAGGAGUUCCUGGUAGUCAAGGUCCAAGAGGCCUCACUGGGCUUCCCGGCCGUCCAGGAUUCACAGGACGUCCUGGCAUAAAGGGUGAGAAAGGUGACGCAGGAGAUAAGGGUGACCUUGGUUACCCUGGAGUUUCAGGGCCAAAGGGAGGCAGGGGAUUCAAAGGUGAAAAGGGUGAACCUGGUCUGGAAGGUCCUUCAGGAGAACAGGGUCCAAAGGGAGAUGAUGGUCAAUGCCCAGAAACCUGUGAGCCUUUACCUGGUCCGGCAGGUGAACCGGGUCUUCCUGGCCCUGCAGGUGCACGGGGGUUACCUGGGUUGAAUGGAGACCCUGGACAAAAAGGGUUGAAGGGCGAUCCGGGUGUGGUGGGAGAGCGUGGCCUUCCAGGUGUAUCAGGGGAGAAGGGUGACCAAGGUCCACAGGGCCUGUGCAAUUGUAAGGAUGGGGCUCAAGGAGCCCCGGGUCAAACAGGAGAAAAGGGUGAGAAGGGAAACUUGGGUCCGACAGGGCAACAGGGUGCAGCUGGAGCCACAGGACCUAAGGGUGAUCAGGGAGAUAUGGGAAUGAUUGGUAUGCCCGGACCUUGCUCACCCACUGUGCAAUCUACUUUCUCUGCCGCUUUACUCACCUCCUUUCCUGUACCUAGCCGCCCAGUGCCUUUCAAACGUGUCAUCUACAACUUAAACCAGAACUACAACCCUGAUAAUGGUGUCUACACCGCCCCGGUUAACGGAACCUACGUGUUUAGCUACCAUCUGCAAGUAUCCCACCGUCUGCUAAAGGUCGGACUCUUCCACAACUUCGAGGCUGUAGUGAGGACAACUACGCCAGUAGAAAUGAACACCGCCUCUCAGCAGGUGGUGCUGAGUCUGAGCCAGGGUGACUGGGUGUGGGUACAGGUGAAAGACACCACCACUAAUGGCAUAUUCACUGGCUCCGAGUCCAGCAGCACAUUCAACGGGUUUUUGUUGUACCCAGACAGAUGUGAUGACAUGUUUGGAAGAGAUUUCAUUGAAAAUCAGUUCCCUGAUAAAGAUAUUCCAUGGUAAUCUCCUAC